This is a messenger RNA of Lipotes vexillifer (Yangtze River dolphin), 2010 nucleotides long. It is a transcript of the gene USP30, whose product is annotated as ubiquitin specific peptidase 30. NCBI's taxonomy places the organism in Eukaryota, Metazoa, Chordata, Mammalia, Artiodactyla, Lipotidae. The coding region runs from base 1 to 1554 and encodes 517 amino acids. The transcript is spliced from 13 exons. Gene Ontology annotation, molecular function: cysteine-type deubiquitinase activity. The record is from RefSeq and is a predicted model, not a curated record. Gene Ontology annotation, cellular component: nucleus; cytosol. Gene Ontology annotation, biological process: protein deubiquitination.
AUGCUGAGCUGCCGGGCUGAGGCGGCGAUGACCGCGGCCGACAGGGCCAUCCAGCGCUUCCUGCGGACCGGGGCGGCCGUCAGAUAUAAACUCAUGAAGAACUGGGGUGUUAUAGGUGGAAUUGCCGCUGCGCUAGCAGCAGGAAUAUAUGUUAUUUGGGGUCCCAUUACAGAAAGAAAGAAGCGUAGAAAAGGGCUUGUGCCUGGCCUUGUCAACCUGGGGAACACCUGCUUCAUGAACUCCCUGCUGCAAGGCCUGUCUGCCUGCCCCACCUUCAUCAAGUGGCUGGAAGAAUUCACCACCCAGUACACCAGGGGUCAGGAGGAGUCCCCCCGACACCAGCGCUUGUCCUUGACACUGUUGCAUCUCUUGAAAGCUUUAUCCUGCCAAGAAGUCACUGAUGAAGAGGUCUUGGAUGCAAGCUGCUUGUUGGACGUCUUAAGAAUGUACAGAUGGCAGAUCUCUUCGUUUGAAGAGCAGGACGCUCAUGAGUUAUUCCAUGUCAUUACCUCGUCUUUGGAGGAUGAGCGGGACCACCAGCCCCGGGUCACACAUCUGUUUGACGUGCAUUCCCUAGAGCAGCAGUCAGAAAUGACUCCCAGACAGAUCACCUGCCACACCAGAGGGUCACCUCAUCCCACAUCCAGCCACUGGAAGUCCCAGCAUCCUUUUCAUGGAAGACUUACUAGUAACAUGGUCUGCAAACACUGUGAGCACCAGAGUCCCGUUCGAUUUGAUACCUUCGAUAGCCUUUCACUAAGUAUUCCAGCUGCCACAUGGGGUCAUCCACUGACCCUGGACCACUGCCUUCACCACUUCAUCUCGUCAGAAUCCGUGCGGGAUGUCGUAUGUGACAACUGUACAAAGAUUGAAGCGAAAGGGACGCUGAAUGGGGAGAAGGUGGAACACCAGAGGACCACAUUUGUCAAACAGUUAAAACUAGGGAAGCUCCCCCAGUGUCUGUGCAUCCACCUCCAGCGGCUGAGCUGGUCCAGCCACGGCACACCCCUGAAGCGGCACGAGCACGUGCAGUUCAACGAGUUCCUGAUGAUGGACAUCUACAAGUAUCACCUCCUCGGACACAAACCCGUUCACCACAGCCCUGAGCUGCACAAGAAGGCAGGGCCUGCGCUGGAGCUGCAGGACGGGCCAGCAGUCCCCAAGCCAGUUCGGAGUCACCCGGGGGGCCCCAAAACACAGAUUUUCAUGAACGGCGCCUGCUCCCCAUCUUUCUUGCCCACGCUGCCAACCCCGAUGCCCUUCCCCCUCCCAGCUGUUCCUGACUACAGCUCCUCCACGUACCUCUUCCAGCUGGUGGCAGUUGUUGUCCACCACGGAGACAUGCACUCGGGACACUUCGUGACCUACCGACGGUCCCCGCCUUCAGCCAAGAACCCUCUCUCCACCAGCAACCAGUGGCUGUGGAUUUCUGACGACACUGUCCGCAAGGCCAGCCUGCAGGAGGUGCUGUCCUCCAGCGCCUACCUGCUGUUUUACGAGCGUGUUCUUUCCAAGAUGCAGCACCAGAGUCAGGAGUGCAAGUCUGAAGAAUGACUCUGCCCUGGCCCCGAAGCUAGAGCUGAUGGCUCCGUCCAAGCUGUGUGCGUGUGCGUGUGUGUGUGCUGUGGUGUAUAUGUGCAAGCAGCCCCACUAGAGUCCUGCAGCCUUCUGGCGUGUUCUAAGAGCAGGCUCCACACAGGAGCUGGUGGCCCCGAUUCAAAUGAGGUCAGGCUCCCCGCACAGCUCUGCCCGUGCGCACCAGGGCAGCGGUGCCGGGCUAGGAAAAGUCAUUGUGUCUAGAGCGUGUCUUGUCACUCACCUGAUCCAGGUAAUUAAAAGAAACCAGACUCCAGAAGGCACCUCUUUUAGAUUCUGAUACAUUAGGUGUUCUCAGAGGGGAGUUAACUUUGUCUGAUCCUCCAGUGUUUCAGCAUAGAUCUUUUAUUUUUAAUAAGCAGUCCCAUAAAAAUGGUUGAAUUAGUGAAAUUACUAAAGGCAACAACUUCGAAG